GUUUCUCCUAAAUCUUAACCUAAUUUUAAAACAAUAACUCUGCAAACCAAUAAGCUAAAGUAGUUGAUAUUGUAAUUAAUACAGAUCCGCCAAAAAAUGUCUAAAGAAGUACAUAUAGAUCGAGAUUUGGACUUAUCAAAUGCAAAACGUGGUGUUUGGUUAGUAAAAGUUCCAAAAUAUGUGGCAAAUAGAUGGGAGAAAGCUCCCAGUGAUAUGGAAGUUGGUAAAUUAAAAAUCACAAAACCCCAAGGACAAAAAGCACAGGUUUCAUUGACCUUGUCUAAUGCAAUAUUAAAUCUUAGUGAAGCUGGUCAAGAAGUGAUUCCGAAAGACCACAGAUUAGAUGUGUCAACUGUUACACAACAGACUUUAGGCGUUUUUUCACAUGUAGUUCCUACAAACAGUGAUUCUGUAAUUCCUGAAUCUGAAAAGUUACAUAUGGAAGGUAAAAUUGUACAGAAACUGGAAUGUAGGCCAUAUGCAGAUAAUACUUAUAUGAAAUUAAAAAAAGAGAGUAUUAGAUUGGCUUCAUUACCAACAAGAAAAGUUAAGCCUCUGGACAGAAUUGUACAGACAUUUAAACCUGUAUCUGAUCAUAAAAAUAAUAUUGAGUAUAUUGAAAAGAAGAAGGCAGAAGGCAAAAAGGCUCGUGAUGAUAAAGAUGCAGUUUUGGAAAUGUUAUUUGCAGCCUUUGAAAAACAUCAGUAUUAUAAUAUCAAAGACUUGGUCAAGAUUACAAAACAACCAAUCACAUAUCUGAAGGAGAUUCUCAAAGAAGUUUGCAACUACAAUCUUAAGAAUCCUCAUAAGAACAUGUGGGAACUAAAACCAGAAUACAGGCACUAUAAACAGCCAGAGAAUGAUGAUAAGAAAACUGAUGAUUCUGAUGAUGACUAAUUAUAUAUUUAAUCUUAUUAAAAUAUUUCAUUAAAAAAAUAGAAUUAAGUCGAUAUAAUUUAUAUUCCUUGGACUUUAUAAAGAUGUUAUAUUUCUUUAUAAAAUAAUGUUUUACACUGUUUGUAUAUAAUGUAAAAUUAAGAAUAAAAUGUGAUGUGUACUCCAGUUUAUACAUUACAUACAUACAAAUUUAA
Aethina tumida (small hive beetle) is the source of this 1091-nucleotide messenger RNA. Its product is annotated as general transcription factor IIF subunit 2. Bases 97 to 897 code for a protein of 266 amino acids. The transcript has 4 exons. The record is from RefSeq and is a predicted model, not a curated record. Gene Ontology annotation, cellular component: transcription factor TFIIF complex. Gene Ontology annotation, biological process: transcription by RNA polymerase II; transcription initiation at RNA polymerase II promoter. Lineage: Eukaryota; Metazoa; Arthropoda; Insecta; Coleoptera; Nitidulidae.